This is a messenger RNA of Macaca mulatta (Rhesus monkey), 9058 nucleotides long. Lineage: Eukaryota; Metazoa; Chordata; Mammalia; Primates; Cercopithecidae. The record is from RefSeq and is a predicted model, not a curated record.
CUUCGGGGGUUUCUGUCCACGCUGAGUGCCCUGCAGUAAGGCUUCCCUGAAGGGAGGGACUGCGGGCAUGGGGCUUCCCCAGACACUCCUGGGGCCCCACAUCAGAUGCACCCUCCAUGAUGCACAGCAGCUGCUCUCAGGUCCCUGCCUGACCUUCUUUGGGAGCACGUGCCCCUCCCUGGCUGUCUUUUGAGACUGGGGCUGAGGGCUCACCAGCGCCCAUCACAGGGCUUGACGAUGCACAGUGCACCGUACGUAGAUCAGGGCUCACCAGGCAGAUGGAGUAGGAGGGCCCUUGCGGCAGAGCGAGGGCCCGUGCGGAGGCCUGGGGGUGCGAGGCAUCCAUGGACGUCGGUGUGUGUGGCUGCGUGGAGAAGCCUCCCUGCAUCGCCCGCCCGUGUGGCACCCCGUGGGCGGAGGGAUGUGUGGGCUCCCCUGCAUCGCCCGCCCCUGUGGCACCCGGGGGGCAGAGGGAUGUGUGGGUGGCUGUGAAGAGCCCUGUUUCUGCCUGGCACACUGUCCAGUCACCGCAGAGUGACCAGCACAGGCUUGCCCUUCUCCCUUGGUCUCCAGGCCUGGUGGCAUUUCCAAGGGCAGACAGAGGUGCAGAGACCCCGUAGUCUCUGGGGCAACAUUGGCCGCUGAUCCUGAGGCCAGCCAGACCCUGCCCUUGCCUUCUGGGCUUUCGGCCUCCCUGUGACUGGUGAGGUGGCCUGUCUGGACAUCAAGAUCCUGCCCCAGCUGGGGGCUGGCCUUGGCUCUAGCUGCCUUGGCACUGGCUGCUGGGCUGCCCUAGGGGUCGAGGUGCACAGAGGCCCAUGGGAGGAACUUCUGGACACCCCCUGAGUCCCAGCUGGUGUGGUGAUUCCCCGGUGGCCUCGGGACCCACACCCUUUCACCUAUGAACUCCCUGGUGAGGCCAAGAGGAGGGAGCCCUACCCUUGCCAUGAGGUGCCUCCUGGCCCCAGGGCUGGGCAUCCUGGAAGGGGUAGGUGGGGACGGUGCUGGGGGCUGCAGCAGGUGAGCUGGGCAGCAUCCUGGAGGAGGUGGCAUUGAGCUGGGCGUGUGUGGAAGAAUCAGGGGCUGGGCCUGAAACCCAGGAUGGUGGGCACAGGUGCCUCCGUCUCCUGCUCUUGUCUCCCUGGGCCACUCGGCCUCACUGCACCCUGUCUGUUGCUGAGGGUCCCAGCGGGUGGGGGUGGAGAAGAUUGCAGACCCCUUGCUGGGCAGCCCUGCUGGUGGAUGGCGCACUGUGAACGGCAGGCAUUUAGGCACCCUCUCUGUGUUAUGUGCACAUUGAUCGUGGCCAGGGUGGGUGGGAAUGGAUUUAUAAUUAGACAACAGUCUGGGCAAUCAAUAGGGAGAUUAUUAGAACCAUAAAUAGAACUUUAGGAUUCAGAUGAGGUAAUUUCCCCUGAACCAGGGCAUCGAUCAUUAGCGUGGCCCUGGAAUGUUAAUGUUGCCUGUUAGACUCUAGAGUUAAAUACUUGUGGAGAGAUGCGCUGCAAAUCUCCACCACAGACCGUCAGCCACCCCUGGGCCGAGUGAGAUUGUUCCAAGGCGAACAUUGAUCUGGGGCGAGCGGGUGGGACAGGGGUGCUGUAGCCCUCUCUGUUACACGAUGUGGAGAGGAGGGGCGGGGCCCAGCCAUGGCACUUUGGCCUCGGCCGAGGCUUGGCAGGGGAUGCUGAAUGUGGCUGGGUCUGGCCAGAAGAGGCUGAUCCUUAGAGGGGUGGUGGGUGGUCCAGGGCUCCCAGGACCCCCUGCAGCCACAGGUGGGGCCUGGAACAUCCCACAUCUUGAGCAUCCAGAGACUCCUGGGCUAUGGAGCCGCCUGGCAGGGCUGUCCGGCGGUUCUUUCCUGGCUGUUGGGCCAGGCCCUGUGCCUGUCCCUGUGCCUGUCCCCCACCCCUCCUGGCCUGAGAGCUCUGGACAGUGGUCAUGGGGGCCACCCCAGUGCCCUGUCUGCACCACCAGAGGCUGUCAGGGUCCGGGACACGCUGCGAACCGUGGCGCGUUUCACACUGUGAACCAAGCUGCGAGACCGAGGCUGUGACCUUCAGGGCCCACAGUGGGCUGCAAGCGGCACAGUGGACGCCCACAGAGGGGCGGCCCGGUGGGCAGUGUGGGGUGCUGGAAGUGUUGGCGGUGGCCCAGAGGAGCUGGGGUGCCUCCGUACAUGGAGGUUGGGUGGCACCAGCUUGGGGGCUCCUGCCACCCCUGUGCCGGACUGCAGGGGCUCUGGAGGGUGUCCCAUGGUCCUCACAGCUGAGACAGGCCAGGCAGGGCCAGACCUUUCAACUCAGGGCUGUCCAGGCCCUAAGGCCCUUUGAGUGACGAGGCUGGAGCUUCUCGUGGGUGGGUGAAUCCGCCCCGUGGGGCUCUACAGGGUGGCACACAUCCACACCUGUGCAGGGGUGACACUGGCAACGGAGAGUUCAGCUCUGAGCCUCCUUGGCCGCUCCUCAGCCCCUCCUCCUCCCUUUCUCCCCCGACUUUUCAGCACAGAAUAGCACCCAGUGAAGCAUUUAUCUGGGGGGCUGGUGUCUUUCGCGGGCCAAAACCUUACAGAUGCGUUUAGGCUUGGAGGGCUCCUGAGAAGGGGGUUAGCUUGGCGUUUCCUAAACUGUGUUCCAUGGAACCCUGGUGUUCCCGAGGUCGCAGGUGCUCUCUGCUGGCCGCCUGGUGCCUGCUGUGGUUAGGAAGCUCCCACUGGGGUGGGUCCCGUGCGGCUAUGCUUGGGGCCCUUGGCUCUGCGCCCCUCGGCCUGACGCUCCCCUCUCUCCUGCCUUUCCUUCCGCUGCUGCUGUGGCGCCUCCAUCACACGUUCUGUUUGGCCGCCCGCCCCCCCUCUCUUCUGCCCCCGUGUUGUGGUCUUCCCUCUCGCCGUCCUCCCCCGCCCCCGGCUCUCGCUUUGCCAGACGGCUUCUUUUGGCAUGCCCGGGCUCUGCUUCCGGCAGGAAUUGGCAGUGGCCGUCCCGGCGGAUGGGGCGGUGUCCCGGCAGCGCGUGGGACGGUGGAGCCGAGGCGCGUGCCGGACUCCUGAGACAGGCCGAGGCAGCGGUGGCGGCCGUGGCGGUGGCAGACACGGUCCGAGAAGGCCCCCCCGUGGCGGGCCCUGAUGGUUUGUCGAAGGCCUGGGGCCGUGGUGGGGCCUGCACAUCUGCUCUGGUCACCCCCACCCCAGGCUCGGUGGGGGGCUCCACAGGCCCCUCAGCUGCAGCCUCCUUCUUCAUAAGGGCUGUGCAGAAGCUCAGCUUGGCCUCCAAGCGGAAGAAGCCCCACCCGCCACCACCUCCAGCCACCCGCGGCGCCUCCACCUACCCCACCGACUUCAGUGGGGUCCUGCAGCUGUGGCCGCCCCCGGCGCCCCCCUGCCUGCUCAGGGCUGCCUCCAAGACCAAGGACAACCCUGGCAGCAUCGGGAAGGUGAAGGUUAUGCUUCGGAUCUGGCCCGCACAGGGGGCCCAGCGUUCGGCCGAGGCCAUGUCCUUCCUGAAGGUGGACCCUCGGAAGAAGCAGGUGAUCCUCUAUGAUCCCACCGCCGGUCCCCCAGGCAGCGCAGGCCCCCGGCGAGCCGCCACUGCUGCAGUUCCCAAGAUGUUUGCCUUCGAUGCCGUCUUCCCCCAGGACUCCGAGCAGGCCGAAGUCUGCUCGGGGACCGUGGCCGACGUGCUCCAGUCGGUGGUCAGCGGGGCUGAUGGCUGCAUUUUUUCCUUUGGCCACAUGAGCCUGGGCAAGUCGUACACCAUGAUCGGGAAGGACAGCUCGCCGCAGAGCCUGGGCAUCGUGCCCUGCGCCAUCUCCUGGCUCUUCAGGCUCAUCGAGGAGCGUAGGGAGAGGAUGGGCACCCGCUUCUCCGUCCGGGUCUCAGCUGUGGAGGUGUGCGGGCGUGACCAGAGCCUGCGGGACCUGCUGGCCGAGGUGGCCCCUGGCAGCCUCCAGGACGCCCAGUCUCCGGGAGUGUACCUGCGGGAGGACCCCGUGUGUGGGGCACAGCUCCAGAACCAGAGCGAGCUGCGGGCGCCCACGGCCGAGAAGGCGGCCUUCUACCUGGAUGCGGCCCUGGCGGCCCGCAGCACCAGCCGAGCGGGCUGCAGUGAGGACGCCCGACGCAGCUCCCACAUGUUGUUCACACUGCACGUCUACCAGUACCGAAUGGAGAAGUGCGGCCGGGGAGGAAUGUCCGGAGGCCGCAGCCGCCUGCACCUCAUCGACCUGGGCAGCUGUGAGGCGGCAUCUGGCAGGGCCGGGGAGGCUGCUGGGGGUCCCCUGUGUCUGUCCCUGUCGGCCCUGGGCAGCGUCAUCUUGGCCCUGGUCAAUGGAGCCAAGCAUGUGCCGUACCGGGACCACAGGCUCACCAUGCUGCUGCGUGAGUCCCUGGCCACCGCCGGCUGCCGCACCACCAUGAUUGCCCACGUGUCGGACGCACCGGCGCAGCACGCGGAGACACUCAGCACCGUGCAGCUCGCCGCCCGCAUCCACCGCUUGCGCAGGAAGAAGGCCAAGUACGCCUCCAGCUCCUCUGGCGGGGAGAGCUCCUGCGAGGAAGGCCGGGCCCGUCGGCCCCCGCACCUGCGGCCCUUCCACCCACGCACUGUGGCGCUGGACCCCGACCGCAUGCCCCCCUGCCUGCCCGGCGACCCCGAUUACUCCUCCAGCAGCGAGCAGUCCUGUGACACGGUCAUCUACGUGGGGCCUGGUGGAGCAGCGCUGUCAGACCGGGAGCUCACCGACAAUGAAGGUCCGCCUGACUUCGUGCCCAUCAUCCCUGCCCUGAGCCGCCACCGGCCCUCCAAGGGCCCCCGAGACGCAGACCACUUCCGCUGCAGCACCUUCGCGGAGCUGCAGGAGCGGCUGGAAUGCAUGGACGGCAGUGAGGGUCCCUCAGGAGGUCCAGGUGGCACCGAUGGAGCUCAGGCCAGCCCUGCCCGUGGGGGCCGGAAGCCCUCGCCACCGGAGGCUGCGUCCCCCAGGAAGGCCGUGGGCACCCCGAUGGCUGCCAGCACCCCUCGAGGCAGCUCUGGCCCAGACACCCCCCAGAGUGCCCCUGAGCCCUGCAAGGCCACUGUCUGGGGUGACCAGAGAGAGGAUGGCAGCGCUUGGCCCCAGCUGGUGGUCCCGGAAAAGGCCGCAGUGGUUGGAGGCAGGAGGCCAUUGCCCAGCCCGGCUCCCCCACCCCCUCAGUUGCUGGAAGCCUGCAGAGCCCCAGAGGAGCCUGGGGGAGAGGGCACUGAUGGAGUGGCACGGACCCCUCCCGUGGGCAUGAGUGGGCAGGUGGCUGGGUCCCCGAUGAUUCCUGGGGCCACCUGCCCCCGCCUGGCUGCUGGCAGUCGCUGUCCGGAGCGGGGCCUGCUCACCACCACGGUGACCCUGCAGCGGCCUGUGGAGCUCAACGGCGAGGACGAGCUGGUGUUCACGGUGGUGGAGGAGCUGUCCCUGGGAGGGCUUGCUGGAGCUGGGCGGCCCACCAGCCUGGCUAGCUUCGACAGCGACUGCUCCCUGCGGGCCUUGGCCUCGGGAUCCCGGCCGGUCAGCAUCAUUAGCAGCAUCAACGAUGAGUUCGACGCCUAUACCUCUCAGGCCCCUGAGGGGGGACCCCUGGAGGGGGCGGCCUGGGCCGGCAGCAGUCACGGCUCCUCCAUCAGCUCCUGGCUCAGCGAGGUCAGCAUCUGUACUGCCGACAGCCGUGGCCCCACGCCGCAGCCCCCCUUCAGCCCCGACUCGCUGGCAGGGCUUGACCCUGGGGGCCCCCCUGCACUGGAUGGUUCCUUGGGGGAUGGCAGCUCUGGGUUCCUGGAGCCAGACAGACCUGACAGUCCCGGGCCACCCUGGGGUCCGUGCCCUGGGGAAGUGGCUGCAGUGGCCCCAUCCCGACCCAGCAGGGAGCCCCAGGCCGGGCCCUCGCGGGGGGCAUCCGCAGCACAGACCAUCCACUCCAGCCUCCCCCGGAAACUGAGGACUGCCUCUGCCACCACCCGUGUGGGCUGCACUCGCCCGGGCCAGAGCCCACCUGGCCGUGGAGGCAUCUUUGAGGACCCGUGGCUGCUCCGGACAGGGGAGUGUGAUGUCCAGGCAGCUUUUGCCGGCAGGGCCCCCAGCCCCACACUUGGCUCCCCCCGGCUGCCUGAGGCCCAGGCGAUGCUAGCCUGUGCCCAGAGAGUGGUGGACGGGUGUGAGGUGGCAGCCAGGGCGGCCCGCAGGCCAGAGGCUGUGGCUCGGAUCCCACCACUGCGCAGGGGUGCCACCACGCUGGGUGUGACAGUGCCAGCUGCGUCCUGGGGGGAUGCUCCGGCAGAGGUGGUGGCCUGCUCGGGCAGCCUGAAGGCCUCCCCCACCAGCAAGAAGAGUCUGGCUCCCAAGGGGGGCUUCCUCCCGAGGCCCAGUGGGGCGGCCCCCCCGGCCCCACCCAUGAGAAAGUCCAGCCUGGAGCACAGGAGCAGCCCGGCCUUGGCGCCUCCCCAUGCUGUGAACCUGCCACGUGCCGGGGCUGCUGCCGUCCUUCGAGGGGAGGAGGAGCCCAGGCCCGGCAGCCGGGCUGACCACUCUGUCCCCAGGGCCACGUCCAGCCUGAAGGCCCGGGCCAGCAAGGUAGAAGCGGCACAUCGUCUUGCCGGCCACGCAUCUCUGGAGCGGUACGAAGGCCUGGCGCACAGCAGCAGCAAGGGCCGGGAAGCCCCUGGGCGGCCUCCCCGAGCCGUACCCAAGCUGGGUGUGCCACCGUCCAGCCCCACACACAGUCCAGCUCCUGCCUGUAGGAGCGGCGCAGCCAAGGCUGUGGGGGCCCCCAAGCCCCCUGCAGGUGGAGGCAAGGGCCGUAGCCUAGUGGCUGGCGGGUCGCGGGCUCUGGGGCCUUCGGGGAAGCUGUCGGCGGGUUCUGUGCCGGGCCGGAGCCCUGGCGGCCCUGUGGCCGGUCCCAGAGCAGCCCCACGGGCCGGGCCCAGUGUCGGGGCCAAGGCCGGCCGGGGUACCAUCAUGGGCACCAAGCAGGCGCUCCGGGCUGCUCACAGCCGCGUCCAUGAGCUGUCGGCCAGUGGAGCCCCGGGCCGAGGUGGCUCCUCUUGGGGCUCAGCGGACUCGGACAGCGGCCACGACAGCGGUGUGAAUGUUGGGGAGGAGCGGCCACCCCCAGGCCCAGCCUUGCCUUCACCCUACAGCAAGGUGACCGCCCCGCGGCGGCCCCAGCGCUACAGCAGCGGCCAUGGCAGUGACAACAGCAGCGUGCUGAGUGGAGAGCUGCCGCCCGCCAUGGGCCGCACUGCCCUUUUCCACCACAGUGGUGGCAGUAGCGGCUAUGAGAGUCUGCGGCGUGACAGCGAGGCCACUGGCAGCGCCUCCUCUGCCCCUGACUCCAUGAGCGAGAGUGGGGCUGCCUCCCCAGGUGCCCGCACCCGCAGCCUCAAGUCCCCCAAGAAGAGGGCCACAGGUCUGCAGCGGCGGCGCCUCAUUCCCGCCCCACUGCCCGACUCUUCUGCCCUGGGCCGCAAGCCCAGCCUCCCCGGGCAGUGGGUGGACCUGCCCCCGCCCCUGGCCGGCUCCCUGAAGGAGCCGUUUGAGAUCAAGGUGUAUGAGAUUGACGACGUGGAGCGCCUUCAGCGGCCCCGCCCCACCCCGAGGGAGGCCCCCACCCAGCCCUCCCAGGACACGAAGGGUCUGGCGUGUGUCAGUACAAGGCUGCGGUUGGUAGAGCGCAGGCAGCAGCGGCUACGGGAGGUGCAGGCCAAGCACGAGCACUUGUGUGAGGAGCUGGCCGAGACCCAGGGCCGGCUGAUGCUGGAGCCUGGCCGCUGGCUGGAGCAGUUUGAGGUGGACCCGGAGCUGGAGCCUGAGUCGGCCGAGUACCUGGCGGCCCUGGAGCGAGCCACGGCAGCCCUGGAGCAGUGCGUGAACCUGUGCAAGGCGCACGUCAUGAUGGUCACCUGCUUCGACAUCAGCGUUGCAGCCAGUGCUGCCGUCCCGGGGACGCAGGAGGUGGACGUCUGAGGCUGGGCACCAGACAGGAUGGGGUGUGCAGGGGGCUGGAGGACGGGACGUGGGAUGGAGCGAGGAUGUGGUGGGGGCUGUAGGAGGAGGAUGCGGAGGGGUUUAUGUGCAGGACGGGAGUCUCGGAGAGGAGACGGAGGGCGGGCCGGCCACGCGGUGGACAGAGCGAGGGUGCCAGAGUGACCAGAAGACCGUCACCACCCAACAGCAACGCAAGUGCCUUUGACCUUGAUUUGGACUUUUCUCCCUUUUGCAUUUGGUGCUACAGACUUGAGACACCAGCAGAAGUUGUGUUCAGCCCGGCCCCGCUGCGCCUGUCUGGCCUGGGGCUGGCGCCGUUGUGUUUGCGUCCGUCUUGCCUUCUUUGCAACCAAGCAGUUUUUGUGGAGCGGGACUUACCUGCAUGCCCCAGGGGUCUUUCAGGAUUCAGGAUGACUUUUCUUUUACAAUGGUUUCCUCUCGGCAGAGCCCGGGUUGUGGGGUUCUCAACGCAGAUCCAUCCCGGGGUCUCUUGGGCAGGGACGGCUGACCUCGAGUCCCCUCCCUUCCCGAGAACCUGCUCUGUCCUGAGGGCGGCUAACAAGGGCUGAGCCCCAGGCACAGGUUGCCUCUUCCACGGCAGGAAUUUUUACCAAAACCACAAGCAAAAAACAAAACAGACCACCAUGACCAACAACAGAGAUGGGGGAUAGGGUUUUGUAAAGGUUCUGUUAGGUUCAUAUUUUUAUAUCAUUUUGCUCAUAAAUGCGGAAUUUGCCGUGGGAAUUUGAAGACAAAUGAUCUAUGUUUUUAUGGUUUUCUAGGGAAGGUGUCCUGGGGGCCAGGCUGUCUCCAGCUGUGGGAGGCCUGCUCCCUGUGGGGGGCACCCUGAGCAGGGUGGGGGGCCUUGGGAGGCACUUCUUGCCGAGUGCAGACGAGGGAUGAUCCUGCCAGUGUUUGCGACGUCCCCGCACGACAGGCUCAUACUUUCUGAGGAUCGUGCAUAGUAUAGGGCGUCUGAACCUUUGUACAAAUGUGUAGAUGACAUCUUGCUACAGCUUUUAUUUGUGAAUUAAAGAUGCAUCGGUGGUUCCCA